Cydia strobilella is the source of this 669-nucleotide messenger RNA. RefSeq lists its product as uncharacterized. The record is from RefSeq and is a predicted model, not a curated record. The coding region runs from base 54 to 641 and encodes 195 amino acids. NCBI's taxonomy places the organism in Eukaryota, Metazoa, Arthropoda, Insecta, Lepidoptera, Tortricidae. The transcript has a single exon.
UAAAUAAAAUGUAAUAGCAAUAACCAAUUGAACCAAAAGUUUCACCAAGCAAGAUGGACGCCCACUGCGUUGUUGCUUCAGUCCUGCUCUUCAUCCAAAUGGUAAUGGUUCUCGUCAUGCUGAACCCCGCCUACGACCUCCGUAAAAUCACCAAUUAUCUUAACGAGAAGAUUGAAAAAUAUAAAGCAUAUGUUACGUUAGCAAUCGCUCUUUAUUUCGCUAUAAUUUUAUAUAUUGGCGUGUAUAGUCCGAUUCAAAACAUCAUUGAGUUAGGACUAUGUGAACAUAUAAAUCAGGAUGAAAGAGAGCUUAUAAUGAUCUGCACUGAGAAGAAUUGCAUAAUGACCGGGUUCUCCGUAUUCCUCGCAGUUAUUAUCUAUGGGAUAAAGUGUCUAGUUUCAUACACAGCUAGCUUGGUGGAACAGUCUGACAGACAGAUAACCCUGCCGCAACUGAAGCUCCUUAGACCAACCACAUUGACAAGCGCUCUGAAAAUGAAACGUUCGAUUUCAUACGAGACCAUACUGUUAGCGAAGGACUUGCGGGAGCAACUGAAUUUGUUGAUGAGAAAUGCGUGUACUGACUACAGCUACAGGUACAAGCUUCCCAAUAUUUUAGAUUCCUCAUUUCGGGUUGAUUGAAAUUAAACACAAUAUAAACAUUAAAGCA